AUGACCCAAAUCACCACAACCCCUUUUGGAGCGCCUAAUCUAUCGAAUGGUGUUCCGAAUGGUUUACCUCCGGAAAUAUCAAACAGAUCAGUGAAUGGAGAGACACACAAACCGCUUGAUGGGGCGCAGCGAAAAGCAUGGAUCUCUGAACGAUGCGUUGACCAGCCCAGGCCGCUGAAGCUUAUCUAUAUUGGUGCCGGUGUCUCUGGCAUCACAGGCGCCAUUUCCUUCUUGGAGAAGGUGCCCAACCUUGAGCUGGUGAUAUACGAGAAGAACCCGGAAGUGGGUGGAACGUGGUAUGAGAACAGGUAUCCAGGAUGCGCAUGUGAUGUUCCCUCCCACUCCUACCAGCUCAGCUUUGAGUCUUGGCCAAAAUGGAGCCAGUUCUUCUCCGGAGCCCCGGAAAUCCUCGAAUACUGGAAAAUGGUGGCACAGAAAUACGACGUUAGGAAACGGAUCCGCUUCGAGCAAAAGUGCAUCGGAGCCCGUUGGAGCGAAACCAGCUCCAAGUGGUUUGUGCAAAUCCAAAACUUGGCAACAAAGGAGAUUUUUGAGGAUUCGGCCGACGUGCUCAUGACUGGGGAAGGCGUGUUGAACCAGUGGAAUUGGCCUGACAUAACCGGCAUUCACAACUUUAAAGGGCCACUUCUUCACAGUGCCAGUUGGGACGCUUUCUUCAAUCCAGAGGGUAAAUCAGUCGCCGUGAUAGGAGCAGGCAGCAGUGGCAUUCAGAUAGUCCCGGCCAUCCUACCUGCAGUAAAAUCUAUGGAUCACUAUGUGCGCGGCCGCACUUGGAUCGCCAACCAAGGCGGCGGUGAACUACUCAAGGAAAGAACCUCUGGCAAAGGCGGUAAUUUCGCCUACACGGACGAGGAAAAAUCAAUGUGGGAAAACAACCGUGAAGUAUAUCUGGCAUACCGAAAAGCACUGGAGUUUGGCUUGCAGAGUGGCUUCGGCAUCACACACAAGGACCACUUGAAACAAAAGGAAGCCCGGGCUCAGUACUCGGAAAACAUGCGUCAAAAACUUCGAGACAAACCGGAGAUAAUCGAACACUUGAUGCCAACAUAUCCGCCAUUUUGCAAGCGGUUGACACCCGGUCCUGGCUACCUAGAGGCGUUGACCUCGCCAAAAGUCAACGUAAUUCCCACCGCCAUCUCACACAUUGACGAGACAGGCAUCGUCACAACCGACGGCAUACACCACCCCGUCGACGUGAUAAUCUGCGCAACCGGCUUUCAAACCACACCGGGCAGCCACGGCUUCCCCAUCUACGGUCGCGACGGCAGCAACCUGCGCGAGCGGUACCAAGUCCGACCAGAAACAUACCUUGGUCUCAGCACGUCCGGGUUCCCGAACUUCUUCCAGUCCCUCGGGCCCAACGCCUUCCAAGGCGCGGGGAACCUGCUCAUCAUGAUCGAGUACACGCACCAGUACGUGGCGCAGAUCCUUGCGAGGCUGGCGUACGGCAACAUCGGGACGGUGGAGCCGAAGCGGUGGGCCGUCGAGGCUUUCACCAACUACUGCGACGAGUUCUUCAAGCGCACCGUCUUUGCCGACGAGUGCGAUAGCUGGUAUAAGUCUGCGCCGGCGGGGGCGACGCGCGAGGAGAAGCGCCGCGGGAGGGUUACGGCGCUUUGGCCUGGCAGCAGUUUGCAUGCUGUUAAUGUGUUGAGCGAGGUCAGGUGGGAGGAUUAUGAGUCUCGUCCUUGGGAUGGGAAUCCGUUUGGCUGGUUUGGGAAUGGCUGGACGAGGGCGGAGAGGGAUGAGGGGGCGGGCGUGGAGGCGAGGACUUGGUAUUUGAAUAAUACGAACAUCCUCAGGACGUGAUAACGCCGUCGAUAGAGUGGAAACGGCCAGUUUGCAAGUAUGGCGUAUGAAGUGUGGGUAUUUUCGGGGUUGGAGUUGUUUUGAAUUAUGAAGUUAAUGAUAUUUUGGGUG
Molecule: messenger RNA, 1941 nt
Organism: Aplosporella prunicola CBS 121167
Lineage: Eukaryota; Fungi; Ascomycota; Dothideomycetes; Botryosphaeriales; Aplosporellaceae
Exons: 3
Coding region: 1-1830 (609 amino acids)
Molecular function (GO): NADP binding; flavin adenine dinucleotide binding; N,N-dimethylaniline monooxygenase activity
Source: RefSeq, a predicted model, not a curated record